CAUUAUCUCUCCGUUGUUUAUAUUCGAUUGUCUUUAUUCCAACCGAUGUCUUUAUUUUCGCUCUUUUUAGUCAUUUAAACACCUGAAUCUUAGACUUUAGACCAACGGGAAAAUUCCUUGUAAAUAUUUGGUGAAAGUAUCAAGAAAUAAAUGAUGGCUCUCAUACAGACGAAAUUGGCAUUGAAGAUGCAUUUUCUGAGCUGAGAAUGUUAUAUAACACAGCAAGAAGUAAGGAAAAGAUUAUUCAACUUAUAUUUCAAGAAAUACUAAAUAUAGUGUUACUAGUUGGUCCCAAUGCUUGCUAACACAUCAAGUACCCAAGAAACAAGUACCCAAGACACAAAACCAGAUAUCAACUCACUAAAGAAUGUUAGCGUCAAAGAGAUUAGUUGCACAGACCAAGCCACCUCACAAGACACAGCAGAUGGUCAAAACGAAAAUGGAAAGAAGCUUUCUUUAGACACAAUAUUAAAACAGGUUAUCAAGACAGAACCUGGUGAAGAGCAACACGAAAGGAAGAAGAGUAAAAUUUCUGUUAGUGAAUAUUUACAAACUACAGUAACUCAUCAAAGUUCAGGUACUGGAAGUGUUUUAGAGGGAAAGAACAGCCUAGAAAAAACAGUCGAAAAUGAUACCAAGAAUAAUCCUAUUCAUGGUACUCUUCAGCAGCCUAUCCAACAGCAGUUUAUUCAACAGACACAACAUAUUUCAGUGCCGUAUGUCCAGUUACAGCAGGGAGUAACCAGUUAUAUACCUGUUAAUGGAUCACAAGGAGUUUUACCUGGGGUAAUCCCAUUCACUGGGCCUGUUGUUGUCGUUGGAGGUCCUGGCCCUUUGCAAACUUAUAAAACAGUUUUACCACAGGGAACCCAGCUGAUUACCUCAACUACCGCUGGAACGACAAGGAUUAUUCCAGCUAAUCCAGGAUCUACACAGGUUGGUUCUAUUCCUGACGUCCAUGGAAAGACAGCAGUGGAUAAUGUGGCUAUGACUCUACCAAGCUCUUCUGUUGCAACAACUCUAAAUCAAAAUGCUUCUCGGCUUUUAACUGUUGUUGUUCAUAAUAACAAAGAUGUGCCUUCUAGUGAGGAAGAGCAGGGAAGAGACCAACAAGGUUUAGAUAAAGAAAUGCCAAUCACCACAGAUUAUCUUAUUUCUUUGGAUGACAAUACACCAGAUGAGUUAUCAAACUUUGCAAAACAAUUCCGCCAGCGACGAGUGGCAUUGGGCUUUACUCAAGCAGAUGUUGGGGUUGCGCUUGGAGAUUUUGCACACAACAAUCUUAGCCAGACUACCAUAUGUAGAUUUGAAGCUUUGCAAUUAAGCUUGAGAAACAUGUUAAAACUGAAGCCUUUACUUGAAAAAUGGCUGCAGUCAAUUGACAAGGAAUCAAAUCCCUCAAAAGAUGAAGAGAAAAAUGAGACAAUGAAUGAUCAAAUGUUACCAAAUCAAAAUGGUUCUUACAAGAAACGCAAACGGAGAACCAUCAUAGAAAAAACUGUUAAAAGUGCUUUAGAAAAUUACUUUGAAAGGCAACCUCGCCCCUCAUCAAGUGAUAUAAGCUCAAUUUCUGAGAGCCUCAAUCUUGAGAGAGAAGUUGUGCGGGUGUGGUUUUGCAACAGACGCCAGAAAGAGCGCCGUGUAAGUUCCUCUUCAGUACCUUUACUGUCCAAUGAAGAGGAAGAUGGUGAUAAUAGUUUUGUUGAAGUCAAAAUGGAAGAGCAUGAAUCAUCCAGUUAGCCUUCCUGUUGGUGCACAUUUUUUCUCUUGCCAUGGUACAAUGGCUAACUCUCAUGUUAUGUUUUCGAUGCAGCAAGUUCCUGCACUAAACCAUUUUCCUGUACUUUGAUUUUUUUUCUUUUUCCUUUUGUGUAGAAUUCUCCAACUUCAAAGUGUUUACCUCCCCUAUAAACAGUGGCGUUUUUUGUUGGCUGUGUUUGGUUCAAUAAUCAACUCUGUGGUCUUCAAACCUUCACAUUUUGUCAACCCUGAAAUAACCUCAGAGUUGAUGAAAGUCAUGGCAUGGCUAACUCUUAGAUUAAAUUGGAAUUUAGCUUGUUUUGCGGAAGGAGGAAAACCAGAGAAUCCGUAGAAAAACCCUUGAAUCAAGGGAGAGACCUAACAAACUCUACUGUGGAAGAAGGAAAAAACUAGAUUAUCUUUUGAUUGAUGGAAUCCAUUAAAAAAAGGAAACAAAAAUUUGUUAGAAGUUGCAGAAAAUUCAUAAGUUCCUUUAUGUCUAUAGUAUCCAUAAGAACUGUGAGUCCUUAGAUGAUAUGGGACUUCGAAAAAGAUAUGAUUAAGACUGAAAAAUAUUAUCUCAGUAAAUAUUCUUAAAACUUUUUCUUAAAACAUUAUUAGCAUGCAGCAAGAAUGUUAGUGCUUGCGUGCGUACUUCAUAUGCUGUAUAUAUUAGCUAGUAGAAAAGUUAUUUACAUGAUAGUUCAAAGAAUUAGGAAAAUAGUUCGAAAUAGAACCUAUCAGGUAAUAAUAUAAAAAGGGAUAGGUCUAUUAGCAUCAAAUUAUUACAUUACAUCUCUGUGUGACCAUGAAACAAUUUUUGGAGCUUUGUAUACAGGGCUUUUCACAGGAAAAAAAAAAGGAUUCCCAAAUUCUCAUCCAAUUUCCCAGAGAGAACGAAAUUGGGAACAUGACACUGAUUCCCAAUAUCAGUUUGUUGUUUUGUUUUUCUAUUGGGUAUUAGAAGGAAAUUCCCAACAAUAAAUCCCAAUGUUGGUGUUCAAAUUGGGAAUUUAAGGAAAUUCCCAACAAUUCCCAAUUUGAGAAUCCAGUUUUUUUUCCUGUGUUUAGAAGUAGCCAGCAGCUACUUGGAUAGCUACUUUUUUUCCUAUUAAAAACGCUAUUAUUUAUCUAUCGGAUCACAGCCAGCUACUUCAGACGUAUGACCAUCCUCUCCAAAACAUUCUGAAAGUCCUGCUACAAGGUGUAGUCCUGGCUCAUUAACCUCAUUGUAUUCAGACUUCAAACUACAUUUCCAAGUUUCCAAUCAUUUUCAUAAAGCAUGAAUGAUAUAGUAUCAUUAAUUGCCCUUUGUGACAAAGAUUUUGUCUGGAUUACCAUUGAUAUUUUCAUAUUGUCUUUCAUAGGUUUUAAAAACCUAUUGUGGCCAUGAUUCCCUUUGUUAGAUUGAAAAUUUACUUUCUUCCAAGUAGCUGUCAGUUUUGACCAUAUUUUAUGACGUCAUAAAUAAAUUAUAAUUCAUAGUAAAAAAUUCUAUUGAGCUGUAUUAUUAGCUUUGCCUUCGGCUACCAAAUUUGUGUUAUAAAUUAAUAUAUUAUAUGAAACAGAACAUAGAGGCAACCAAACUAUAAUAUUAUAUACUUCCAAAGCCAGUAAUAAACAAUAUUGCUUGAGCACCAA
Messenger RNA from Actinia tenebrosa (Australian red waratah sea anemone), 3381 nucleotides. RefSeq lists its product as uncharacterized. Gene Ontology annotation, molecular function: RNA polymerase II cis-regulatory region sequence-specific DNA binding; DNA-binding transcription factor activity, RNA polymerase II-specific. The record is from RefSeq and is a predicted model, not a curated record. Gene Ontology annotation, biological process: regulation of transcription by RNA polymerase II. Lineage: Eukaryota; Metazoa; Cnidaria; Anthozoa; Actiniaria; Actiniidae.